AUGAGUGCUUAUCGCUUGGGAAAGCAAAUGCCAUUACGGCAGGGUGUGUGUCGCUGUGUGCUCAGCCAGGUACAGGCUCCAUAUGAGGUCGCUGAUAUCUUUGUUGCUUCCGCCCGGAGAAUAGCUGAAGGUGAGAGUGAUUGGGAUGACGUGUUCUUAGCCCUUGAAGUUGGAAGCCCAUCUGUGAGCAGUUGUUCGUACCGACUGCUUAGUGCGGUUUGUGUUGGGUUUUUGCAUUGGGGGGUGGGUUGUUUUGUUGUUUGGGUGGGGGUUUGUUGGUUGUUUGACGGCGACGGCAGCGGCGACGACGAAGAGGAGGAGGUUGAAGAGGUGACGGAUCCGAAGGAGGGCGAUGAUGAUGACGGAGAUGACGAUGAGGAGGAAGGAGAUGACGACGACGACGACGACGAUGAUGAGGUUGAAGAGGUCGAUCCACCGAGCGGACCUCAGAUCCACUCGGUAAGUGAUGAUGAUGAUGAGGAGGAGGAGGAAGGGGAUGAGGAUGAUGAGGGAGGCGACGACGACGACGACGACGACGAUGAUGACAGCGAUGAGGAGGAAGAGGAGGAUAUGGGAACAGAAUACCUUGUUCGACCAGUAGGUCGUGCAGAAGACGAGGAAGAUGCCAGCGACUUUGAACCAGAAGAGAACGGUGGUGGUGCUGGUGGUGAAGAUGAGGACAUCGAAGAAGAAGAAGAUGACGACGACGAGGGAGGAGGAGAAGCAGCCGGUGCUUCUGGAAAGGACGUUGCUCCUGCGAAGAGGAAGAGGCCAGGGGAUGAUGAUGAUGAUGAUGACUCCGACGAUGGUGGUGGUGAUGACGAGGACGACGAGAGGCCACCGAAGAGAUAGACGACAUGCAUGAUCAUGAUGAUUGGUUUGCAACAUGUGGAGAUUAGGGUUAGGGUUUGCUAGAUAGAAGUGACAUUUUGUGGGAUGAUGUCCUUAUUUAGCUCUGUGUAAUAGGUUAGAUUGCUUGUUUCUCUUUUUAUGUACUUUUUUUUUUAAGUUUGCCUUCUGAUUCAUUUCAACUUUCAAGUAGGCGUAUUAUCUUAAAUAUGUUUAGGUACUUUGUAAUAUUUGAAUUUUCUGAGGUCCAUUUGGAUCUUUAAACUGAUUAUUACUGCCCUUUUAAGUUUUUA
Molecule: messenger RNA, 1142 nt
Organism: Asparagus officinalis (garden asparagus)
Lineage: Eukaryota; Viridiplantae; Streptophyta; Magnoliopsida; Asparagales; Asparagaceae
Product: acidic leucine-rich nuclear phosphoprotein 32-related protein 1-like
Exons: 4
Coding region: 1-852 (283 amino acids)
Source: RefSeq, a predicted model, not a curated record